AUGUGGCAGACUUUAUCGACGAGCCCCCAGGAGUCUGUUCCCAUGAAACACUCAGAAGUUUAUUUUCCUUUAAAUGCAACUGUAGCUAUCCCAGUACCGGACGACGACUUUGUGGGGCCACAAAUGUGUUUAAACCAAAGCUACACGCGGCGGUCGUGUGGGCUGAUCUUCUGUCAGCCCUGGGAGCGCUGUGUGAAUGGGGAGUGUUACUGCAAACCUCCAUAUCUGUGUCCCACUCAGAACAACACAGCCAUCUGUGGACUAGACCGCCCCUACAGAUCCUACUGCCAUGUGAGUAACAAGAAUGAGUGA
This is a messenger RNA of Knipowitschia caucasica, 312 nucleotides long. Lineage: Eukaryota; Metazoa; Chordata; Actinopteri; Gobiiformes; Gobiidae. The record is from the annotation of a GenBank genome assembly.